Messenger RNA from Lolium rigidum, 819 nucleotides. RefSeq names its product meiotic nuclear division protein 1 homolog. Gene Ontology annotation, molecular function: double-stranded DNA binding. NCBI's taxonomy places the organism in Eukaryota, Viridiplantae, Streptophyta, Magnoliopsida, Poales, Poaceae. Gene Ontology annotation, cellular component: nucleus. Gene Ontology annotation, biological process: reciprocal meiotic recombination. The transcript is spliced from 10 exons. Bases 99 to 722 code for a protein of 207 amino acids. The record is from RefSeq and is a predicted model, not a curated record.
CGCGUCUCCCGGCGGGCGACGGACGGCAACCCCCCUUCUCCGGCGACCGGCGGCGGCACCACCCUCCGUCGCUACCGGAUCGACGGUGCUCUCCGGCCAUGUCGAAGAAGAGGGGCCUUUCGUUGGAGGAGAAACGGGAGCAGAUGCUUCAAAUAUUUUACGACAGUCAAGACUUCUAUCUGCUUAAAGAGCUCGAGAAGAUGGGUCCUAAAAGGGGAGUGAUCAGCCAGUCCGUCAAGGAUGUUGUGCAAACCCUGGUGGAUGAUGAUCUUGUCUUGAGAGACAAAAUAGGGACUUCUGUGUACUUUUGGAGUCUUCCCAGCUGUGCUGGAAAUCAGCUGAGGACUACUUACAAUAAGCUGGAGUCUGAUCUUUCAAACUCUAAAAGGCGUUACCUGGAGCUUGUUGAGCAGAGAGACAACUUGAAAACAGGCAGGGAGGACUCUGAUGAGAGAGAAGGUGCUUUGGAGGAGCUGAAGGCUAUAGAGUUACGCCAUAAGAAGUUAAAGGAAGAACUGGCUGCUUAUGCUGAUAGUGAUCCAUCUGCACUAGAGGCAAUGAAGGAUGCUACUGAGGUCGCCCAUUUGGCAGCCAACAGGUGGACAGAGAACAUCUUCACUUUGCAACAAUGGUGUUCAACUACAUUCCCUCAAGCAAAAGAACAGCUCGAAAACAUGUACAGGGAGGCUGGCAUAACUGAAGACUUUGACUAUCUGCCGUAGUGCUGAACAUCCUGCCUGCCUGCCCUGUUGCAGCCUUGUAUGUAAUCCCCCUCCGCACGUGAUAUUGGAUUUAGAGUAGUUUGUGUGGAAUUGGUGA